GUGGUGUUCAGCAAGAACAGUUGUUGUAUGAGCCACACUGUCAAAUCACUCUUGUGUGACUUUGGAGUUAACCCGACGGUGUACGAGCUCGAUGAGCUCCCUGGAGGGCAAGAAAUCGAGCAAGCUCUCAUUCGGAUCGGUUGCAGCCCUGCUGUGCCUGCAGUGUUCAUCGCCGAUCAACUGAUCGGUGGCGCGAAUGAAGUGAUGA
Messenger RNA from Cucurbita pepo subsp. pepo (vegetable marrow), 208 nucleotides. NCBI's taxonomy places the organism in Eukaryota, Viridiplantae, Streptophyta, Magnoliopsida, Cucurbitales, Cucurbitaceae. The record is from RefSeq and is a predicted model, not a curated record.